Didymosphaeria variabile is the source of this 909-nucleotide messenger RNA. RefSeq lists its product as uncharacterized. The transcript has a single exon. Gene Ontology annotation, molecular function: oxidoreductase activity, acting on the CH-OH group of donors, NAD or NADP as acceptor. Lineage: Eukaryota; Fungi; Ascomycota; Dothideomycetes; Pleosporales; Didymosphaeriaceae. Bases 1 to 909 code for a protein of 302 amino acids. The record is from RefSeq and is a predicted model, not a curated record.
AUGUCAACCAAUCCAAAAUCUCAGCUGCAAAGCAGCGGUGUUGAUUUUACGCCCACAACGCACCACGACACAUACGAAUAUAUCCAACCGCAGCAAUUCACCCUCGAAGACCGUGCCGUAUUCAUCACUGGAGCUAGCAAAGGCAUUGGUCGAGCAACCGCGAUCAGCUAUGCUAAGGCCGGAGCCUCGCACAUAGCAAUUGCUGCACGUACCGAUAUGAAAGAUGUGGAAGACGAGAUGAUUCGCGCCGCAAAGGAAGCCGGAAAAUUGCCACCCCAGAUUAUCCGACUCAAGGUCGACGUUACGAGCGAGCAAAGCGUCGGGGAAGCUGCAGCACAAGUCGAGAAGGCGUUCGGUCGAUUGGACGUUCUCGUCAAUAAUGCCGGCUACCUUGAGACCUUCGUCCCACUGCAUGAAACAUCGGUAGACGACUGGUGGAAAGUGUGGGAAGUGAACAUCAAGGGGCCUUACUUGGUCACGCGCGCCUUCAUACCGCUUUUGAUCAGGUCGGACGAUUCGCUCAGAACUAUCUUGAACGUGUCCAGCAUCGGCGCAAAUAUCAUCAGCCCGGGAGCCUCGGGAUACCAGUGUGGUAAGAUGGCUCUGCUCCGUUUCGGCGAGUUCUUGAACGCGGACUAUGCCGAUAAAGGUAUCUUGUCUUUUGGUAUUCAUCCAGGAGGUAUUGCGACGGAGCUGGCGAAGGGUAUGCCGGAAAAGAUGCACAGCUUGCUGAACGACACAGCGGAGCUAGCUGGUGAUAGCAUCGUGUGGCUGACGGCCGAGAGAAAAGAGUGGAUCAAGGGUAGGUACGUAUCGUGCAACUGGGACAUGAAGGAAUUCCUGGACAAGCGGAAGGCGAUCGAGGACGGGGAUCUAUUGAAGGUUCGGUUGGAUGUUGGGCUGAACUGA